Molecule: messenger RNA, 1320 nt
Organism: Tetrahymena thermophila SB210
Lineage: Eukaryota; Ciliophora; Oligohymenophorea; Hymenostomatida; Tetrahymenidae
Product: endoplasmic reticulum oxidoreductin 1
Exons: 7
Biological process (GO): protein folding in endoplasmic reticulum
Cellular component (GO): endoplasmic reticulum membrane; endoplasmic reticulum
Molecular function (GO): protein-disulfide reductase activity; FAD binding; thiol oxidase activity
Source: RefSeq, a predicted model, not a curated record
AUGAGAAAAGUAUAUUUCUGGCUCAUAUUCGCAUCUCUUUACAUUCUAACAAACCUCGCAAUUAAAGAUUUGAUUUUAAAAAGUUAUUAAGUAAAAUAGGUUUUUUAGCUAGAAGGAAUUUCGCCCACAAAUAAAAAUAAUUUGUUUGCUUAAAUCGAUUUCAAUUAUCUUCUAGAAAUAAAUACACAAACUCAUCUUCUUUUGUCUCAUAUAUAGUAACAGAAAUUUUAUAGGACGAUUAAGGUUCCUAAAGAUUAAUAAUGCUUGUACUUUAAAUAGUAAGAAGAGCAUGCUGUUUGCAAGAAUAAAAGCUGCAGUAUUUGUAAAUGUGAGCAAGAGGAUAUACCAUUAGAAUGGAGAAAAGAAGAUUAAAAUGAAUGCUAUAUUAAAAACAAUGAUUAUGAAGAUGAAACUACACAAAAGGAAAAAUAUGACUGGUAUUGGUCUUUAAAUUAAGAAAAUGAUUUCAAAGAUGGCGAAUAUGUUGAUUUGGUUGAGAAUAUUGAAGGGUAUACUGCUAACAAAGAGCCUAAUAUAUGGAAAAUUAUUUACACAGAAGACUGCUUUUAAGGACAAUAAUUGAGUUCUGAAAAGAUGGUACUUAAUUCUAUUAUUAGUGGCUUUCAUGCCAGUAUUAGUAGUCACAUUUGUGAAUUUUAUUAAGAUCUUUCAAAAGAAGAGGCUAAGCUAAACCCUAGCUGGGAGUUUUAUUUUGAAAAAGUUGGAAAUUAUGAAGACAGAAUAAAAAAUUUACUAUUUUAUUAUGAAUUCCUCCUUAGGGCUGUAUAAAAAUCUUCAGAAGUUUUUGUGAAUUUCCCAUACAAGACAGGAGAUUUAGAAAGUGAUAAAGAAGUUGUUUAAUUAAUAAAGGGGUUUAUAUCUCAAAUUACUUCCUAAAAUAGAGUGUUGUAAUUUGAUGUAAAUCUUUUCAAAGACCAAGAUUCAGUUGAGAUAAAGAGGAAUUAUUAAAAAUAUGUUAAAAAUAUUGCUCAGUUAAUGGAUUGCGUUUCUUGUGAAAAAUGCAAAUUGUUUGCAAAAAUUUAAGUAUAGGGUAUAUCUCUUGCUAUGAAUAUCAUAUUUGCUGAUAAUUCAGAUGAGAGAGUUAAAUAUAUGAAAAGGAAUGAACUAAUUGCAUUAAUUAAUACUUUACAUAAGUCAUCUGAAAGCAUCUAAAUAAUAAAUAAAAUGCAUUAAAGAAGAUAUGACCAUUACUCAUUCAGAUUUUAUUUAGCUAGUACUUUAUUUGGAGCUUGUUUAGCAAUAAUAAUAAGUUUAUUGCUAAAGACAAAGGAUAACUUAACCAAAUAAAAAAAAUAGUGA